AGUGCCCAUGGCAAUGCCCGACUCUCCCCGUCAGCAUCCUGUGGCCCGUGGGCCCAGGAGGCACCAGGUGCAGGAGAGCCCAGCGUGAGCAGCCACGCCAAGCAGAGGCCAGGCCCGAGGUUUCUGGGGUGGAGGGCCGUGGGAUAGUGGGUGGGGUACGUGGUGUGUCCUGUCUUCAGACAAGUAAGCAUCCGUCUUUGAUCCACGCAGGGCAUGACGCCACUGAUGUACGCCUGCGCUGCCGGGGACGAGGCCAUGGUCCAGAUGUUGAUUGAUGCCGGGGCGAACUUGGACAUCCAGGUUCCAAGCAACUCUCCCAGGCACCCUUCCGUCCACCCCGACAGCCGGCACUGGACCUCGCUGACAUUUGCUGUGCUGCAUGGACACAUCUCUGUGGUCCAGUUGCUGCUGGACGCCGGCGCCCACGUGGAGGGCUCUGCGGUCAACAGCGGCGAGGACAGCUACGCGGAGACGCCCCUGCAGCUAGCCUCUGCGGCCGGGAACUACGAGCUGGUCAGCCUGCUGCUGAGCCGAGGCGCCGACCCCCUGCUCAGCAUGCUGGAGGCCAACGGCAUGGGCUCCUCCCUGCACGAGGACAUGAACUGCUUCAGCCACUCGGCUGCCCACGGCCACAGGAAUGUCCUGAGGAAGCUCCUGACGCAGCCGCAGCAGGCCAAAGCAGACGUGCUGUCCCUGGAGGAGAUCCUGGCCGAGGGCGUGGAGGAGAGCGACACGUCCAGCCAGGGCAGCAGCAGCGAGGGGCCCGUGCGGCUGAGCCGGACCCGCACGAAGGCCCUGCAGGAGGCCAUGUACUACAGCGCCGAGCACGGCUACGUGGACAUCACCAUGGAGCUGAGGGCGCUGGGUGUGCCCUGGAAGCUGCACAUCUGGAUCGAGUCUCUGAGGACCUCCUUCUCGCAGUCGCGGUACUCGGUGGUGCAGAGCCUCCUGCGGGAUUUCGGCUCCAUCAAGGAGGAGGAGUACAACGAGGAGCUGGUGACCGAGGGCCUGCAGCUCCUGUUCGACAUCCUCAAGACCAGCAAAAACGACUCUGUCGCCCAGCAGCUGGCUGCCAUCUUCACCCACUGCUACGGCACCAGCCCCAUCCCCAGCAUCCCAGAGAUCCGGAAGACCCUGCCGGCCAGGCUAGACCCACACUUUCUGAACAACAAGGAGAUGUCGGACGUGACCUUCCUCGUGGAAGGAAAGCUGUUUUAUGCACAUAAAGUCCUGCUGGUGACGGCGUCCAACAGGUAGGCA
Molecule: messenger RNA, 1260 nt
Organism: Microcebus murinus (gray mouse lemur)
Lineage: Eukaryota; Metazoa; Chordata; Mammalia; Primates; Cheirogaleidae
Source: RefSeq, a predicted model, not a curated record